Prunus armeniaca (apricot) is the source of this 2058-nucleotide messenger RNA. The record is from the annotation of a GenBank genome assembly. NCBI's taxonomy places the organism in Eukaryota, Viridiplantae, Streptophyta, Magnoliopsida, Rosales, Rosaceae.
AUGAUAAUUCUUGUUACUCCUUUCUGUGUGCCUUUGGUGUUUUCUGAUAAACCAACCUCACACACACUGACCAUUUUCAGCACUGUAGCACUACCUGAUAGUAGAGCAGCUAAGCUAUCCCAUAAAAGCCAGGGCCAGGGGAAAGUGCUCUCACAGUCACAAGCUUCUCCUCUCUCCUGGUUGGUUUUUGAUGCUGUGAACAUUUCAAUACCCUCAGAAAUCUUUGAAAACCCCUUGUUUCCUUUUGAAGAGCAACUCCCAAUGGCAGAUUGGAGGGGUAUGAUGAGCAAAAGCAGUGGCUUUGGUGGGGGGUCAAUGAGAAACAAUGAAGAUUUUGAAGAAGAAGAUGUGUGGGGUGUUGGGAAUAAUGAGAGGGAAAAUUCAAGUCCCAAGAUGAUGAGGAAGUCUAACAAGGACAGCUCCUCUGCUUCUUCCUCUGCAUGGCGCCUCCCUACUGCUCCAAGAAUUAUCCCAAGGGCUGCUGCUGCUAAUACUCCUACCUCCCAUGAACCCAAGGUGGUCCAAAAAUCAGCUCCUCAGAACAUCCCUGAUUGGUCAAAAAUUUAUGGCAAGAGUGCCAAGAUUGGUUCUUGGGUUCAUGAUGAUGAUGAUGGGUAUGGUGUCAAUGGUGGUCAUGUUGCUUAUGAGGAUGGGGGGCAUCAUCAUGAUCAUGAUGUCAGUGAUGAUGAUGGUGAUGUGAAUAAUGAUGAUGAUGGUAUGGUCCCUCCACAUGAAUGGGUAGCUAGAAAGCUAGCAAGAAGCCAGAUUUCAUCUUUCUCUGUGUGUGAAGGGAUUGGAAGAACACUCAAAGGAAGAGACCUCAGCAAACAAAAGCAGUGCUGGAACGAAAUGUCUUUGAAGAGCAAAGGAUGGGGAGGAGAGGUAACAAUGAGGAAUGUGAUGUCAAGGAACUGGGCUUUUCUGCUAUGCUUCUGCAGCUUCUGUGCUGGAGUGUUAUUUACUAACAGGUUGUGGAUGGUGCCUGAAUCAAGGCCAUCUAGAAUUGGAGCUGAAAGGAUAUAUUCAGAACCUGAUGGUUGUAAUCAGAAGCUUGUUAUAAAGCACACGUCCAAUGAUAGUCCAGGGGAAGCUACUAAUCAUGUCAUUCAGGAGCUAAAUAAAACAAUUUCAAAUUUGGAGAUGAAAUUAGCCGCUUCCAGGGCAACGCAUGGAUCUGUACAUAAUGGCUCUCCUAUAUCAGGAAACUUGAAGACUCUUCAAUCAAAUUCGAAAAAAAAGUACUUCAUGGUUAUAGGGAUCAAUACAGCUUUUAAUAGCCGAAAAAGAAGAGAUUCCGUACGUGCAACUUGGAUGCCACAAGGCGAGGAAAGAAAGAAGCUGGAAGAAGAGAAGGGCAUCAUCAUACGGUUUGUUAUAGGUCACAGUUCGACAGCUGGUGGUAUUCUUGAUAAAGCUAUUGAAGCAGAGGAGCAAGUCAAUGGAGACUUGUUGAGGCUGAACCAUGUUGAGGGCUACCUGGAAUUAUCAGGCAAGACGAAGACCUAUUUUUCAACAGCUGUUGCUUUGUGGGAUGCUGAAUUUUAUGUCAAAGUUGAUGAUGAUGUCCAUGUAAAUUUAGCAACACUUGGAAUGAUUCUAUCUAAACAUCGUUUGAAACCCCGAGUCUAUAUUGGUUGCAUGAAGUCAGGUCCAGUCCUUGCUCGAAAGGGAGUGAAAUAUCAUGAACCAGAGUAUUGGAAAUUUGGUGAGGUGGGAAACAAGUAUUUUCGACAUGCUACAGGACAGUUAUAUGCUAUCUCAAAAGAUUUGGCAACUUACAUAUCAAUAAACCAGGAUGUGCUGCACAAAUAUGCCAACGAAGAUGUUUCCUUGGGAUCUUGGUUUAUUGGUUUAGACGUAGAACAGGUGGAUGAUAGGAGACUCUGUUGUGGUACCCCACCAGAUUGUGUGUGGAAGGCUAUGACAGGCAACAUCUGCGCUGCUUCAUUUGAUUGGCGAUGCAGCGGGAUUUGCAGGUCUGUUGAGAGGAUAAUGGAUGUUCACGAACGUUGCGGUGAGGACAAGAAUGCUAUUUGGAAUGCGAGGUUUUCUCAAUGA